Molecule: messenger RNA, 1969 nt
Organism: Blepharisma stoltei
Lineage: Eukaryota; Ciliophora; Heterotrichea; Heterotrichida; Blepharismidae
Source: the annotation of a GenBank genome assembly
AUGGAGGGAGAUGCCACCAAAGCCACAGACCUUAUCAGCUACAACAGCAAAGGAGGCGUAAACCCACAAACACAAAUCCUAGACGAAGACGGCAAAGGUGAUAGUUUUCCUUCUCCUUUGCCCUUAAUCAGCUACUAUGAGCAGCGCAAAGUCCAAGAUCCCAGCGCAGCCAAAACCGGGACUGGUCUGCCUAUGUUAAACAACUCUCCUGAGUUUAUUCCUGACGUGGAGCCUUAUGAAGCAGUUGCAGUCCCUCGGGAAUCUAUAUUAGAAGACUGUAUACGGCGAGAAACAGAGAGAUUGGCUUAUCAAGAAACUUUAUUAAAUAAGGUCGUAUACGACUGUAUAGACCCUAGCCCAUUUAAUCAAGACAAAGAGCCACCUGCCAACGGCGAUUUAAAGCCUUUUUACUACCCAGUUGACCCUGCAGACACAACUUUAGUAUUUGAGUCCCGAUUUGAGUCUGGAAACCUGAGGCGAGCUAUCCAAAUCUACGAGUUUGAGUAUGAUUUAAUAUUAAAAUCCGAUUACAAUACACGAGGAAACACCCAAUGAUAUUAUUUCUCAAUUUCCAACACCAAAGCGAACCAAACCUACAGGUUUAAUAUCAUCAAUAUGAUGAAGCCAGAUUCUCUUUAUAAUGCAGGCAUGAAAACUUGUGUGUACUCGACUAAGGAUGCAGAAAAUUUUCAUAAGGGCUGGAGAAGGGAUGGGUUUGAUAUAGAUUGGGCAGGCUUUUAGCUUUAGAAAAGUCUUUGACAGCAAAAAGAUCUGAUAAAUUUAAAGAGUAAGCUUGUCUAGAAAAGGGAUUCUUAGAAUUUUUGUAACCAAAGGGCAGGCUAAAGCCUGCCCAAAGUAUAUUUGCUAUUAUCAGAAUAACAUGAAAAAGAAAAUAGGUGGGUAUUACUAUACACUGACGUUUGCUAUUACUGUGACUAAUGAAAAAGAUACAGUCUAUAUUGCGCAUUGUUAUCCUUAUACUUAUUCAGACCUUAAUAAAUAUCUUAAUUUACUAUUAGCUGACCCUAAAAAACGAAACAGAAUAAGGAGAAAAACAUUGUGUCAGACUGUGGCUGGAAAUUCCUGUGACGUUUUGACUAUUACUAGCUUUUUGACUGAGGCUGAGUCGUUUAGGGCUAGAAAAGGUAUAGCGCUCUUUGCAAGAGUGCACCCUGGAGAAACAAACUCGUCCUGAAUGAUGAAAGGACUUAUUGAUUAUUUAACAGGACCAACCCUAGAUGCCAAAAUUUUGCGGGAUAAUUUUAUUUUUAAAAUUAUCCCUAUGCUGAAUCCUGAUGGAGUUAUUAAUGGAUCGUAUAGAUGUGGGCUGGCUGGGGUUGAUUUAAAUAGAUGCUGGGCUGAGCCGUCUAGAAAACUACACCCCACUAUUUUUAACGCAAAAGCUAUGCUAAAGCAAUUUUGUAGUGAAGCAGAAGUUGUACUGACCUGCGAUUUCCAUGGACAUUCCAGGAAGAAAAACAUCUUUAUGUAUGGCUGUGUAGGCAAAAAUGGAAAUAAAGAAAAAAUCUUCCCAAAACUAAUGGAAAAAACCUCAGAAAUUUUCAGCUUCAGCGACUGUGUGUUCGGGAUGCAAAAAACCAAAGAAUCCACAGCCAGAAUAGUAAUUUAUAGAGAAAUGGGGAUUAUCAAUUCCUUUACCUUAGAAUCUUCUUUUUGUGGGGCAAAUUAUGGGAAGCAUGCAGAUUUCCAUUUUAACCCUGAACAUCUUCAAGAAGUUGGGCAUGAUUUUUGUGACGCGAUUUUGGAUUUCUGUGACCCUGACCAAAUUAAAGUGAGAAUGGCUAUAGAGGAACUUGAUAUUUUAUUCCCAGGGACUGAAGAAGAAGAGGUUGAAGAAAUAGUCGAAGAUGUAGUAAUUGAAGAGGAUAACGGCAAGAAAAAGAAAAAAAAGAAAAAAGUGGUUGUUAAAAAGAAGGUAAGCACAACUAAAUCAAAAAAAGAAAAAUAA